Messenger RNA from Odocoileus virginianus texanus, 414 nucleotides. The record is from RefSeq and is a predicted model, not a curated record. NCBI's taxonomy places the organism in Eukaryota, Metazoa, Chordata, Mammalia, Artiodactyla, Cervidae.
UGUAACUCACUACCUAGACAAGACUUUCUACAAUCUAACGACAGUAGCUCUUCAUGACUGGGCUACUUACAGUGAAAUGAGAAAUUUAGCGACUCAGCGUUAUGGAUUGGUUAUGACAGAGGCCCAUCUUCCUAGUCAGACUUUGGAACAGGGCCUGGAUGUCUUGGAAAUUAUGAGAAACAUUCAUAUAUUUGUAUCUCGAUACCUCUAUAAUCUCAAUAAUCAAAUUUUUAUUGAGCGAACAAGUAAUAACAAACAUUUGAACACUAUUAAUAUUCGGCAUAUUGCUAAUUCAAUUCGAACACACGGCACAGGAAUCAUGAAUACAACAGUAAGAAGCUUCUGGGAGGGGGCGUGGUACAGAUGUUUGAUGCUGCUGUUUUGUUUGGAAGUUAAAAAAUAGUUUUUUCAUUG